GUCACUGUCAACCAGUACGUCAAUGUCAAAAAUUACAUUUAAAGUCAAUUUUUUCGAGGUCGUCAGAAUGUUUGCCAUUCGAUGUUUCAAAACCGGAAUAAAACAGAUUAGUCCGCUUAAAUUACAAAUGCGGAAAGAAUCGAUGUUUCACAGAGGCGUGACGUUCUUUUUUAAGAAAAACCUAUUUUUAACUAACAGUUUAACAUCAGGAGUCUGCAUGGCUCUUGGGGACUUAAUACAACAAGAAUUUGAAUUUCAAACCAAAGUGCUACCUGAAAGAUAUGACUGGGGAAGAAUAGCUCGCAUGUUUACAGUUGGGACAGCUAUGGGCCCUUUACACCACUUUUAUUAUGAUUAUUUAGACAAAUUGUUACCAAAGGUUAAUUUAAAAACAGUAUUUUUAAAAAUAGGCUGUGAUCAAGCAUUCGCAUCACCGGUUACACUAAUUACUUUUUUCUAUGGCAUGGGAUAUUUAGAACAAAAAACUUUAAGGGAGAGUACAGAAGAGAUUAAAAAGAAAUUAUUGUAUGCCUAUGUGGGUGAUUGUAUGUAUUGGCCACCAGUUCAAUUUAUUAACUUUUACUUUUUACCUACACAUUACAGGGUGGUAUACAUAAAUGUAGCAACAAUGAUAUUUAACAUUUUCCUAUCAUUCAUGAAACAUUAUGACCAAAAAAGUCACUGAUGAUAAUUGAUUUUUAUUUUGUACAUACUUUGUAUAAAAAUAUUACUUUUGGGUAUUGUUAAUUUAUAGAUAGAUUUAUGAGAGCUUGGGAUGUCCCAGAUCAAAAUAUUUAUUAUUUAACUAAAAUAGUUGUUGGGAUUGUCUCUUGUGUUUAGUAAAUAUGAGUGCUAGUACAAUGCUCGCCAAUGUGAUAUUAAAAUAGUUACAGAUUUUAUUUAUUUGAAUAUUAUAUAAGACAAACUAGGUGUAAUAUUUUAACAUUUUUGCAAAAACAUUGUUAAUGUUUCCCAAUUUUCAUGCUGGUAUGUGGCAACCAAGUUUAAAAAAUAUAUUAUAUAAUAUAUAAAAUUAAU
This is a messenger RNA of Spodoptera exigua (beet armyworm), 1038 nucleotides long. The record is from the annotation of a GenBank genome assembly. Lineage: Eukaryota; Metazoa; Arthropoda; Insecta; Lepidoptera; Noctuidae.